Molecule: messenger RNA, 4194 nt
Organism: Penicillium waksmanii
Lineage: Eukaryota; Fungi; Ascomycota; Eurotiomycetes; Eurotiales; Aspergillaceae
Exons: 4
Coding region: 1-4194 (1397 amino acids)
Biological process (GO): positive regulation of transcription by RNA polymerase II
Cellular component (GO): nucleus
Molecular function (GO): transcription factor binding
Source: RefSeq, a predicted model, not a curated record
AUGUUGGCAACGCAGGCGUCAAAUGGCGAUUUGAGGGUUUGGAGUGUGGCAAAGCCCCCCCGGGAAAGAGUCGCCCAGGGUAAUUCGAGUCUUGAAACGUAUCUCGAGGGUGAAACAUGGUCAUGGGACGUUCGAACCAAGCACGUCACCUACGAGCCAAUUCCCACAGUAGAAGGCGUACGGGGUCUCGCAAGCUAUGGUCCUACAGCCACACUCUUUACUCUUGGUCCCCAAGACACUGUACAACAGUAUGACUUGGAUAAUCCGGCAAUGGUUGCAAAUGUACAGCAUCUCCGAUUAAGUUCUCGAUCAGGAACAUCAGAAGGAAGUCGGUCACGGACAAUGUCUCCCAGGAGCUUGCAAGACGCCCCGGAGAUUCGGGAACGAGGAUCUGGAAGACGAACGCCAUAUGAUACAAAUGGGAUCGACAGCGCGAAGCAGCAAAGAUCGGACCUUGUGAGUCCUGCUUCAUCAAGGAGCCGAACAGAAUCUGUUAGCUCUAAAGCCUCAUCUGGGAGGUACAAGGUCGAGCGACCUUUUUCACCACCUACCCGAUCUGCUCAGAGUGGUACUUCCUUUUCGAUGACAUCCAUCGGUCGCGAUACACCGCAACCAUCCGCCACCUAUCCAUAUGCUUCAUCCGUGUCAAUGUCAUCGGUAAAGAGUUCUCGUGUUGGGUCUCGACUAAGAAACGAAGUCCAGAGGAGCCCCGCAGAGAAGAGUGUUGUCGACUUGUUUCCCUUUAUCCGAGCACGACUAAAUGAUGUUCCUUAUAAAUCACAUCCGCCUAUCGAUGAGAACCAUCUGACACCCGAAGAUUUACGACAGCAAAUGUUGAAUGUUGUAUUUGGCUGGGAAGGAGAUACCCAAGACCUUAUUAGAGAUGAGUUGGCUCGACACGCACCGGAAAGCCAAAGUGCCGUUCUUUUGGCACAAUGGCUUGGUGAGACCGAUACGGAUCAAAUGGCUGGCAUGAUCAAGCCAGGGCAAGUGACUGGAUUUGACUGGAUGGUUCUGGCUCUGAGCCAAAUGAGUCGACAAGCGCAAGCGAACAAGGUUGGACAGGCAUUCGUGCAAAAGCUGCUAGAAAUGGGAGACAUCCACACCGCAGCCUCUAUCCUAUUAGGUCUCGGUGACAUCAACGACGCUAUUGAGGUCUAUGUCUCUCAAAAUCAUUUCAUGGAAGCAAUCUUGAUGACCUGCCUCUUCCUGCCAUCGGACUGGCAACGUCAGUCAUACCUUGUUCGUCGAUGGGGAGAGUAUGUUGUUUCGCACUCCCAACAACAACUCGCAAUCAGGUGUUUCAUGUGCACUGGCGCUGAGCCUACUGAGCCUUGGACCUCUCCGGCUGCUCAACAGGCUGCCUCAUUUGCAGAGGUGAUUAGAGGAAAGUCACCACUUGCCUCCCCUGACAUCAAUCAGCCUCAUAGCGCAGGCCUACUCGUUCCACCUCCACCUCGCCCAAGAUCAGCUUCCAACCAACAACGUCAAGCUGGAAAAGGACCUGCUCUCAAGCUAAUCACAUCAUUCGACCCGCAGCCGCACAACCGCUUCAAAUUCCCAGGGUUGAAAUCUGAUGAUCGAACUCCGACAAAUGCACCUGGCGUCACCCCAAUAGCGGAAUCAGCCGUGGCUGACUCGGCUCUGUCUCCUGGGGGCCUUGGGUCGUAUAAGCUCAAUAAUAUCCAGAGUUUGAGCCAAGCCAUGACUUCACGAACAAAUACACCUUCCUUCAAUCGCCGACGCCUACCUUCAAUUGGAGAGACUCCAGUGGAUGUCCAUCCUCCGACAUUCUCUCGAUCAGGAUCUUACAACAAUGCUAGCGGUUAUGGCUCAACAUCGGAGAAUGAAGACACAAGCGGCCACGAACAAAGUCGAGAGGAACAAAGUGAUAGUGGCUUGUUGACACUUUCAGCAACCGUAUACAAGCCUGGACAGGACUCGUUGAAGCCAAGUCCUCAGACUGCUGUACAGGCCAUGGACAGAUUUGCGUCCAUCAAGGGACUUCCAUCUCCCGCGGCCGGUGUUUUUGAAGCUUUGAAGGAUCAUUCUGACCUCCGGAAUGGCUCGCGUGAUCGCAAGCCAAAUGGACUCCAGAUCGACCUGGUAGAUGCUGAAGAGGGUCAGCCAGAUCAAAAUGACCAGUCAGGUUUACUCCACAGUGCAAAGAGUGCCCAUAGCUAUGCUUCCACAACCAAGAGCCCGAGUGUUCGAAGCAUUGAUCAAUAUAUCAGCAGUCUGGACGAGGCAAGCUACCACGUCCAUGCAAAGAAAAGUCAUGGUCAUCGCUCAAACGGCCGCGGGAGACGAAACACAGAUGAAACUGCCAGCCAAGGCUCACGCCCUCAUCACUCUCGGGAAGCUUCCCAGGAAGUCCGUGGCAGGAAUGAGCGUAGAUGUAUACAGCCAGCCAAGCGAUCACCCUCCUCGCCAGUGCCCAUGUCACCUGAAGAGCUGGCCCAGUAUGAAACCGCAGGCACCGAAAGGGUCGAUGAACCCGGAAAGAAGUCACGCUCUCGCGCUAGGAGUUCAAGCAAGAUGAGAAAUCCAGGGUCACGCAGUCGCCAACGCUCUUCUAGCAAACACGCGACGAAUCGCGCUGGGAAAGAGGCAUCAUCCCGUGGCCGUAGUGUUGAUCGUCAAGGAUCUACUAUGAGAUCACCCUCUUCGCCGCUUCCCAUGUCGCUGCCUAUGACACUUCCCAACCACGAGCCUGUCAAAUCGAAUGAGACAGAUGAUCCACUUCGAAUUGUUGCCGGGAAUCGGGAGCGGCUUCGCUCACAGCACAGAAGUGCCAGUCGCCGCCGUGCAGAGAAAGGAACUAGUUCUAGAAGAGAAGGGUCCACGGAGUCCAGACAUCGACCUUCCUACAGCCAACCGGAGAUUCGACAAAUUCCGGAGCCAGAAAUACCUGCUCAUCCCGCGGGGUUUGAAUUGCUGAGCAGCAAGACAUUUGGUCAGGAAGACACCUUCGUCCCUGUGAACAGCCAGGACGUAUACGAUGCCGACGCCGUUGCUGCCGCCGAUGAGGCCCAAGACAUAGUGUCUCCCAUUGUAUCCCCAACGACUCCGUUCGUUAGCCUGGCUGAGAGAAAGAGGAGAGAGUUGGCAGCUGCAGAACUAGAAGCACGCCGCCUCUCACUUUCCCGCAACCCUUCUGCUCCCAACAUCCCCUUCCCGGGUGAUCUGCAGUCCGCUAGAAGCCCAGUCUCUGUUCGAAGUCCUGUGGAAAGCCCUCCUCCAUUUUCGGGCAACUCCUACUUCCCUCGAGUUCCAUCUCGAAACAACAUCCCUCCGAGCAAGAAUUCGCCAGAAUACCAAAGUGGAUCCGACUCCAGCUCUGGUCGCUCUGGUCCUCCUCUUGGACUCCCAGCAACACCACGAGCAAUGCGACACCCCAAAUACGGUGGUAAUGGCAUCGAGCAAGAGCGUCCACCUUCUGUGCCUGCACUUCCCACGGAUAGCUAUGGCGCAAUUCUCCUCUCCGAUGCACGAUAUCAAGGCGAAGCUGAAAGAAUUGGUCGGUCAAUGUCAGUCCCCAUGCCAGAAGGCCAAUUCAAGAAAUCUGCACCGGUGCCAACGGACAUUCCAAUGCACCCACGCUUCAACCCCAAUCUCCCUCGAAGCCGUUCAAACAGCCGUAGCCGCAACAUGGGUCAUCGACGCACGAGCUCCGGUGGGUAUAUCUCUGGUACAUCACCGAGCGUCACGGUGAGCAUCGAGGAGACAAUCGAGGCCGCAAUGCAGAGGGGACCAUCCGCACAUUAUAUUGAGACCAUCCCACCUCCACCUCCACCUCCGAUCCUCCCAGAGCUCCAACAUCUCAACACACCCCCUCCCCCACCUCCGAUCCCCGGAUCCAACGACCCCGUCUCGCCUCGUGAUUCCUCUGCUACCAUUGACGUUGCUAUUGAAAACGUAGACAUGGGCCGCUUACUCCCUCGUGCAAUGACCGCCGCUCCAACAUUGAAUGCAAGCGAGGCCCGUCAGAGUAUCGGCCGGCGCAUGUCAUUCGAUCACCGGCGCAACCGCAGCUCCAACGAGAGCUUCACCAACAAGCUGCGCAGUCUAACCCGCAUGCGCAGUAACAGCCGAAGCGUGGAGCCGUGGACAACACACCAAUACGAGAACGAAAUGCCAUACGAAAGUGUGCAGUCGCAUACUCUGGCACCCGGACAGAGUUACGGCAUCUGA